UAUAACCUAGAUUUCUUGCUAGCUAAUACAUCCUAGUCACCCCCCAAGGACGAAGAAGGUCUCCUUCGCGCCUAUGGAAGGCUGCCUCAAAGAGGAAGAUUAUUCGACCAGCAGGCUAAAAAAGUACGUCUGCUUUCAGUCGACAACUAUCGUAUCUUGACUGAUGAUGAAGGAACGAACAUAUUUCGACUCUGGAGAUUUCGCCCUUUCCACAGCCGACCGCGUAACUGAUAUCGGGGCAAUCCAUACUGGCCGCGCCCAUCCUCAGCGGGGCAGCGUCUCGCAUCCCUACGCCCCAGUUCCUAGCAGUAGUAAUGCCGAUGAAGAUGCUAACAAGGAUGUGCGUGACAAGACAUUUGCAGGUCUGAAAAUGACGGAGAGUCCGCUUCAUCAGCAGAGUGAUGUCGGUGAUAUGAAGGGACAGAAACUGGAGAAACCGAAAACUGAUUGAUCUUCACGCGUAUUGUGAUUUUGAAGGAAAUCUGUCCAGUACCCAGGAUGUUACUGGAUCCCGUUAACUAUAAGAUGCUUAACUGAACCGCAUGCGCUGCUAGUCACAUAAUCCAAGCCUACAGAGUAUAGCUCAGGAGCUGACUCUCAUACCAUUCGCAUUUGGG
This is a messenger RNA of Aspergillus novofumigatus IBT 16806, 617 nucleotides long. RefSeq lists its product as uncharacterized. The record is from RefSeq and is a predicted model, not a curated record. The transcript has a single exon. Lineage: Eukaryota; Fungi; Ascomycota; Eurotiomycetes; Eurotiales; Aspergillaceae. The coding region runs from base 167 to 451 and encodes 94 amino acids.